AUGGAUGCUGCAGCGCAUUCACUCCCUUCAAGCCAGAUAUCAGACUGCGCCAUGGAUAGCUCUCUCCCUUAUCGCGAAGACCCCGACGAAAAAGGGCAUCACGCCGACGCAAAUGCCACCGACGACGAUGUCCGCAAGAUUACCGGGUUUCGUUGGUUUCUGAUAUGCGCUGCUCUGUAUUUGUCUGCUCUGAUGUAUGGACUUGAUACAACCAUCGCUGCGGAUGUGCAAGGCGCCGUGAUUGAGAGAUUCGGGGAUGUGUCGCAGCUUGCCUGGAUUGGAGCGGGUUUCCCGCUCGGCUCAGUCGCCGUGAUUCUCCCCUACGGAUUUCUCUAUACUGUCAUGAACAUGAAAUGGCUUUACAUUGCUGGCAUCGUGUUAUUUCAAGGUGGUUCCGCUCUCUGUGGCGGCGCACCGACCAUGGAUGCCCUCAUCGUCGGUCGUGUGAUUGCAGGCGCUGGGGGUACAGGCAUCUACCUCGGCGGACUCAAUCAUUUCUCUGCCAUGACCACUCGCAACGAACGCGGCACUUAUCUGACAGGGACCGGAUUUGUCUGGGGCGUGGGUGCCAUCCUGGGUCCCGUCGUGGGAGGCGGAUUCUCCGACUCCUCUGCCACCUGGCGCUGGGGCUUCUACCUGAAUCUGGUGAUCGGAGCCAUCACGGCCCCCGUCGCCGCAAUGUGGGUUACCUUCGCACUCGGCUUCAUCUCGGCAGGAGGCAUCUGGGCGUGGGAUUCUGGGGCGACCAUCACCUUAAUCGUGCUCUUCGACGUCCUAUUCAUUCUCUACGCCCUCCAACAAUACUUUUGCAUCUUCACCAUACCUCAAACCCGCUCCUUCCCCGGUCACCUCCUCCGCUCCCGCACCCAAAUCCUCCUCUACAUCACAACUACCUGCGCCAACACCGCCAUGUUCUUCACAACCUUCUACAUCCCGAUCUACUUUCAAUUCACCCGUAACGACUCUUCCUUAAUGGCAGCUGUUCGUCUCCUCCCGUACCUCCUCGUAACCAUCACCAUCAACCUCGCCAUCGGCUGGCUGCUCCCAAAGGCCAGAUACUACAUGCCGCUUUGUCUCAUCUCGGGCAUCCUCCUUACCCUCGCUAGUGCCCUCUUUGUCGGAUAUCUCUGUCCUUCUACCCCUGCGGGACAGAUCUACGGCUUCACUAUUCUCAUGGCCGUCGGCACGGGUAUGACCAUGCAGCUGGGGUACGCGGUAGCUAGUCUCAAGGUACCUCCCGAGGAUAUAUUUAGCGCAAUCAAUUUGCAGAAUUUUGCGCAGAUUGGGGCCACGGUUAUCUGUCUUGUGGUGGCAAGUCAGGUGUUUCAGUCCACUGCUGUAGAGAAUCUGAAUGCGGUGCUGGAUGGGAGCGGGUAUAGUGAGACGGAGAUUCGGAACGCGGUGGCCGGGGUGCAGAGUACGUUGUUGAAGAGCUUGAGUGGGGAGCUGAGAGAACGGGCUAUUAAGGCUAUUACGGAUGCGAUGGCGAGGGCGUUUAUCAUUCCGUUGGUUGCUGGGGCUGUUGGGGUAGUGAGUUCGUUGGGGAUGAGGAGGGAGAGGUUGUUUGGGUAG
Molecule: messenger RNA, 1572 nt
Organism: Aspergillus vadensis CBS 113365
Lineage: Eukaryota; Fungi; Ascomycota; Eurotiomycetes; Eurotiales; Aspergillaceae
Product: MFS general substrate transporter
Exons: 2
Coding region: 1-1572 (523 amino acids)
Biological process (GO): transmembrane transport
Molecular function (GO): transmembrane transporter activity
Source: RefSeq, a predicted model, not a curated record